AUCCUGGUCCUCUUUCUUCCCACCUUCAUCAUCUCCGUCCCCUCACGCCCUCCUCCGCACUUCGGCUUGCAUCGACAGGAUCGAUACUCUCCACAAGUACCCCAUAACGUUCUUUUACGUCUCCAAUCCCUUUGUCCGCCAGCGGACUUGCUUUCUCACUUGUAAAAUCGGUGGACUGAACAUGUUCGAUUAUAGCAGACCUACAAGAAAUAGUUCCAAUGAGGUCGUUUUGCAUCUAACUCCAAAUCAACAGGCAGCGCCGCCUGUUCCCUUCGAGCUACAAGGCCAAGUAAGCGGCUACUUCUUCUGCGACUUGAACGAAGAGGAAGUUCAACAUGUGAAAACUGCAGGUCGUUAUUCCAAGCCAGUAUUGGAACGUGCUUGGUUGCAUCUGAACGAUCACAGCGACAAACCCAGGCCGCUGCUGCGAUCACCGUCGGCAUUUUCACUGCUUUAGACCUUCUAGUUCUAUUGCCGUUGUUGAUUUGGAAACAUAUGGGUCGCAGGGA
This is a messenger RNA of Guyanagaster necrorhizus, 509 nucleotides long. RefSeq lists its product as uncharacterized. The record is from RefSeq and is a predicted model, not a curated record. NCBI's taxonomy places the organism in Eukaryota, Fungi, Basidiomycota, Agaricomycetes, Agaricales, Physalacriaceae. The coding region runs from base 182 to 457 and encodes 91 amino acids. The transcript is spliced from 6 exons.